CGAAGAAGUCUUGGGUACUUUCGGAACCUGGCUGUUUGGUCUCUCCGAUUCUACCAAGGCGAAGCUCCUAGAACUAUACCCGCUCGAGGAUUUCGAGCACAUGGUACGGCCGGAUUACGACGGGCCUCUCUCUGCACAAUACUACCGCUGCGCAGAUCAACAGAGACAUUUGGUUCACGUGCCCGGUGCUCGACUUUGCAUGGCAGUACGUUAAGAAUGGCGGGGCGGAGCCAUCACAGAUGCGAUUGUAUGAGCAUAAUGCAAUGCCAGUCUUCCAGAAGAUGGGCGUGCCAAUGUGGCGUGUUGCGCAUCUGA
Messenger RNA from Rasamsonia emersonii CBS 393.64, 315 nucleotides. RefSeq lists its product as uncharacterized. The annotation marks the transcript as partial. The record is from RefSeq and is a predicted model, not a curated record. NCBI's taxonomy places the organism in Eukaryota, Fungi, Ascomycota, Eurotiomycetes, Eurotiales, Trichocomaceae. The transcript has a single exon.